GACUGACAAUAUUUGCCAGUUGGGUAAACUUUGCUCCCACAGCCUGAGUCAAUAAAUUCCCCUGUCACAGCUUUCUGCCUCCAAUUCUGGGGCAGAGAAAUCGCAGCGGCCAUGGCGUUGAGGGCAACUCUGACCUGGCUCUGCUCCCUCACAGUUUUGUCCUGCUCGGCAGCUCAGGAAACUAUACCCAACAACUGCAGCUCAAAAAUUCAAGUCUUUGACCGUCUGUCAGCUGAUCUAAAGGUGGCAGCAGAGUGCGGUGAAACUCCUCCGUCUGACUGGACGAGUCAGCAGACGGCUUCACUGCUGAUCUACAUGAAGAAUCUGACGGAUGCUCUGCACAAACACCAGCUGAAAGAAUGCCAAGUUGCCAAGCCAACACAAUGCCAGGAGGCUGAAGUGCCAAGUAAUGGAGGGCUGGCAUGCGUCACCGUUGGCAACAAGCGCUACUGCAAACCUCUGUGCAACCACGGAUACGAUUUUGGUUUUCUGAGGAGGAGCCGCGUGUUUGAGGAAUGCAGCGAGCAGACAGGAUAUAAAUGGCAAAGUCUGUACAUAGGAGGAAGCAAGCUGGCUGUGUGCAACGAAGCACUUAUUCAGGUUUCAGGAGCGACGACGGCGUAUUUUCCCAAAGAUCAGGACUGUCUGGUGACCAAAAGCAGCAGCCAACUGUCAGAGAGAAUCAUGGAGGCUUUUACCGCAGAGCUGAAGAAUCAACACAUAGACGGAGAGGUGCAGGAAGCCUGUCUUGUAUGUGGAUAACUGGGAUGGAAAAGAAAAACAUGUAGAAAAAUGCAUCAAACAUGUCAAGAAUGCUGUGCUCUAUAACUUAGUCAUGUUGCAUUGGGAAAGGUUCAAUAAAUGUAUUCUUGAACCAUUUUUUUAGGAAGUAGGCACUUAUGUAAGUAAUCGUGUUAUUUUCAUUCUAUUACAUGCGCUUUCAAUACUGGACUAAUAAUUUUAUAGUUAGUGGAGUAGCUUUUAACUAGUUUAACUUGCUUGUGUGUGGAUUGCAUGAAGAAAAAUGGUCACCUAAAACAACAUAUUCUCAUUUCUACAGGUAUUUUUAUCUUUGAAAAGUUAAAAUCAACAUUUCUUACAUGGUACAGAAAAUAAAUAUAUAUACUAUCCAAUAAAAGUCAUUUCUGUUCACUAUAAAAGCUGUUAAAUGUGUGUUUCUCCUGUGAGAAUCUGAACAGACUCUGUUAUUCUUCAUAUUACAUGUGAUAUUAAAUCUGCCAACAACCCAGCAAA
Acanthochromis polyacanthus (spiny chromis) is the source of this 1254-nucleotide messenger RNA. RefSeq lists its product as uncharacterized. The transcript is spliced from 6 exons. The record is from RefSeq and is a predicted model, not a curated record. Bases 112 to 762 code for a protein of 216 amino acids. Lineage: Eukaryota; Metazoa; Chordata; Actinopteri; Pomacentridae.